CAAAAAAAGGUCAACAAGUGUAAUGUUCACGGGCAUGUUAAACAAGUUUUAUGGCUAAUUUUUUGCAGGUUAUGUUGUUUAGGUUUUGAAAAUGACAGAAGGUAGAAUGCCAGAAGAACGUAAAAAUGAGCAUGAAUCGAACCCAGAGUCAACUGAUAUUGUGGAUGAAAACUAUGACUUGAGCCAUGAAGAAAAUGAACUGAACGAGCUGAACGCACAGCUGGAGCUCCUGAACUCCGCGCUGGACGCCCUGGAGAAGAAGAACGACGACAUACAUGCCCAGUUCCAGGAGCUGCUACUGUCUAACCGUGCCACUCGGCAGCAGAUGAAGCAGGCUUUGGAGGAGAUGGGGCAGUAGUUGGACUUAGCAUCCUUCCUGCCCGAAUAUUGUGUAAAAAAGUAGUUCAUGUAUGAUAUUAAGUACUAGCUUCUACAAUUUUAAUUACUUGUCUAUUUUGUUGAACGCUGUAGAUAUGUAAAUGAGAUUUAGGUUUAUUUAUCAAUGGUAAUUUUUUUAGUAUGUUUAGAAAGAAUUUCAUAACUGGCAGAAUCAAUAAUUUUACUGUUAAAGCAUUCCAGUGUUUAAGUACAAAGCGAGACCAUUUUUUUUUGUGAAGUUUUAUAAAUACAGUCCUAAAAGGGAUUCAGGUUACUGUUGCUGUUGAAAGUAAAUGGUGAUUAUACUACUGUAUUUUAAAUGAAAUUACAAUAAACUUAUAACUAAGGUGGUCA
Molecule: messenger RNA, 732 nt
Organism: Bacillus rossius redtenbacheri
Lineage: Eukaryota; Metazoa; Arthropoda; Insecta; Phasmatodea; Bacillidae
Product: bublin coiled-coil protein
Exons: 2
Coding region: 92-358 (88 amino acids)
Source: RefSeq, a predicted model, not a curated record